Molecule: messenger RNA, 5130 nt
Organism: Anthostomella pinea
Lineage: Eukaryota; Fungi; Ascomycota; Sordariomycetes; Xylariales; Xylariaceae
Source: the annotation of a GenBank genome assembly
AUGGCUCGAGUUUUGCCUCUAUGGCUCUUGUACGCCAUUGCUGGUGGUGUCGGUUCAGUCAACGCCGCCACUGGUGCCCCCAAACCUACGACGUACGCGUCUGUGACCGACACACUGACCAUACCCUGGGUCGGCACCUCGACCUACACCAUAGCCCCCGGAGACGAGGUCACCGUCCCCCUGCCAGAGGGCCACCUGACGACCCUCUCGGCCCAGGGCCCGCCCAUCCUGACCACGGCCGUUCCGCUCCCUGAGGGACAUCUCACGACUUUCACUUUGGGCGAGGGUGAGGCUACUACGGUGUCGCUUUCUGGCAUCGGCUUGACUACUAUCUCGUUUUCUUGGACCCAGGGCACCGAGACCCAGACCGCUGCCCCUGAGGCUAGCGGUGCGGACUCUACUGUUUUGGUUGUUUCUCCGGGGACGCUGCCUACCGUCUCGCCGAGCGAUGUAGUAGUUCCUACGAUAUCCUCAUCGAGCGUUGAGAUCAUUCCCACCUUCACCCCCGUUCCGAUCAGUCCGCCGCCUGCCACCAUCAGUAUCUCGUCAGGCUCUGGCGUUCCGCCCGCGGGUACUGAUUCGCCCUCUUCGAGAACCGUGCUGCCUCCAGUAGCCAGCGGUACUCCUCUAGGCCAUGUCCUUCCACCGCCCAUUGGUACCGAUUUGCCCUCUUCGAGUACUGUGCUGCCUCCAGUAGUCAGCGGUACUCCUUCAGGCCAUGUCCUUCCACCGCCCAUUGGUACCGAUUCGCCCUCUUCGAGCACCCUCCUGCCUCCGGUAAUCAGCAGUACUCCUUCAGGCACUCUGACGAUACUUCCUGUUCCGAUGCCGUCUCAGACUAUCCUUCCACCGCCUGACACCGUCCAUAUCUCGUCACAAAGUCUUCUCCCGAUUACCCCGGGCCCACACGGAAUGCCUAUUCCAAGCAAACCCUGUACCGCGUCCGAUGGUUCCAGUCUCGUUGCUUGUCCGACUAUCCUUCCACCGCCUGACACCGUCCAUAUCUCGUCACAAAGUCUUCUCCCGAUUACCGAGGCCACACACGGAAUUCCUACGCCGCACCCCAUUACCAGUACCGCGCCCGAUGGUUCCUUAACGACUUUCCUUUCGCAUCUGCCUACCGUCAGCGGAAUACCUAUACCGAGCUGGAGUACCUAUACCAGUACCGCGUCCGAUGGUUCCAUUCAAACUCGCUAUUCGUCGCUGUCUUACACCCCCAUCUCGCUAGCUACGCCUGGCAUCAGUUACAGUACCGCGUCUGAUGGUUCCAGUAUCAUUGUUGUAACUGUGGCCUGGAGUACUGCCUCGUCAUCAGCGGGUAAUACCAGUGUUUCGCGGCUGUGGCAUAACACCACUACCACUCCACUGCCAACGGAGCAUAGCACGAGAACUCACCACAGCAGUAACAUUGGAUCCAUAUACACGACGCCGUCCUGGUGGAAUACCAGUGCCUUAACCGUUCGACCUAUCAGCCCCCCGCCGGUUGGGGAUGGGUUGCUUCCGCCCCAUAGCACUAGACCUUAUACCCCGGAUACUACAUCGUCAUCAACGGGCACUGUUUCGUGGCCGGGAAUCAACAACGGCACUGAGGUUCCGUACACGACCACUGCCUCGUCAUCAGCGGGCACUACCAAUACUCCGUCGGGCAAGAACACAAUCAUGCCACCCCCUACCACUGCCUCGUCAUCAGCGGGAACUACCAGUACUCCAUCGGGCAAUAGCACAGUCAUUCCACCCCCUACCACUGCCUCGUCAUCAGCGGUAACUACCAGUGCUCCAUCUGGCAAUGGCACAAUCAUUCCGCCCCCUAAUACUGGUUCGUCCUCCCCGGGUACCAUACUGCCACCGCCAGUGACUAUCUUGCCUCCCCCGGGCACUCAGUCUCCCUCCGGAACCAUCAUACCGCCCCCAGACACAACCAGUCCCCCUAAUGGUACUGUCUUUCCGCCUCCUGGUACCGUCACUUCUACGCCGAGUGCGGGCAACAGUACUAUUAUCCCUAUCGUAAUAGGCGGCGGCGGUGGUGGUAGUGUUGUCGCUCCUCCUCCUCCCACAGACGGUGGUGGUCCUCCUCCCCCUCCCCCUGUCACUGUUGGUCCUCCCCCUCCUCCUGUCACUGGUGGUAGUAACCCGACAAGCAACAUCCCCCCUCCUGGCGGUAUACAGCCUACUGGCGGCGGUGGUGGUGGUGGUAGUCAUCCAACAAGCGAUACGCCUCCUCCCAACCAUACGGACCCCACUGGCGGCGGAAGCAAUGGUUCAAAUACGGUUCCGACACCGACAGGAACAGGCACCUUGACUCCGACUGGAACGGACACAGUGAUCCCAACCGCAACAGGCAGUGUUCCUUCUUCCAGUGUUACCUGCGAAUUGGACUCCCCUAGCGGCCCGUCGUCCACAUCCACGCCCACUUCGGCGGUGCCAACAUCGACGCCAUGUCCCGGACUGAUGUCAUUCGCGAGACAAAUGGUCUCAAUAAACGGCGACGACUAUUAUAUCCCCCUUUCAGGGGAUCCACAGCACUUGAUGCUCAAUGAUGACCUGGGCACUGAGGUGACCAUCUCUCCUAGCCGAGUCGAGAUUGGUGGUUCUGUCUUCUGUGUCCCAGCUACACCUCUUCCGACCCCUAGCAUUAUUCCUUCUCAGGACGGUCACAAUAUCUCUUUUCAUGCUCGACCGUUGCCAUCUCCAGCCCUGCAACCACCUUCUGGGGCUGGUCGGGAUUAUGCGGUCAAAGUCGCUAACGGAUACAUUGGGUUCUCGAACUCGAUGACAGACCCUGUUGGUAGUAUGUUCAUGGCAUUGUUCGACUUCUAUGCUCGUUAUGAUGCGCCGUCCGAUUCCGAAGCUACCAAGUUGCUCGGCUCCGAGGACCAAGCUUUCGACGAUUUAUUAGACGCAGCCAGAGUUGUUGCUGGUAAUUUCUCCUCGGCACCUCAGGAGGAUUGGGAAGGCUUCAUGAACCAAAUCUCGCUCCUCGACGCUCCCAAGAAGCAGCCCGACAAACAGCCUACAGCCCAGCAGUAUAUCGAUGAAGCCUUCUCAGGUCUUCAGGGUAUAAAUAAUUUCUGCCAGAGGGUGUCCUGGAGGACUGAGGGGUUGUUGAACAUCGCCAGAUUUCUCGCACGAGACAGCUGGGUAUCCCGCCCUCAGCUGAUUGCGCACCUGAAGAAUUCAAGACAGGACUACAUGGCGACGCAGCCCGGAGGAGAAGCUGAUCUACACAAUGGCGGCGGCGAAGUCGUCUCAGGCGCUGCUGGUUUCUACCUUGUCUUCCAAGUUCAGCUCCCCAAAAACAUCGACCUUUUUGGCGAUAGGGGUUGGUACAUCGGCAUGGAGCAAGAACUGCCUGACUGGUAUUUUACCUCGAUAACCAAUUUCCUGGACAAGUCUGCCGGUCCCGCAAUGGGAUCUGGGAGCUGGCCCAGCACCGGCCAAGCUUACACGCUGCGCAUGGACGUGGCACAAGCUUCUCCUCUUAUGCUGGCGUACAUGAACCAGAACGACUUGGUCGCGACGGUGACUCGGCACAUGAACCAGCAGGAGUCGGAGGACUACAUAGCGACCUAUUGGGCUAACGACAUCGAGAACGAAGAGACGGCUGGUGACCAGGGCGGUGCCUCGAUACCGCAAAAGUCAAACCGCAGCAACCUUGGGAAACGGGUUCCCACAGAAGAUCCGCUGCCACCGGCUUAUGAGCAUCAACGCCUGAUAUCUGCGGAGUCGACCAAGAACAGACCUAUAGUGGACCAGCCAUACAGGCGAGACGACUCUGGGGGUGAAGGUAUUACUGUAUUCUUCAUGGACUCGGGUUUUGACAUGCAUCCAGUCUACGAAACAGAGAUGGGAGUAUCGCAGUGGAUUUUUGAACCUGAUCGAUAUUCCUUCUACAACACGCCUGAGGAUAUGCUGCCUGAUGUGGCCGUCAGCGACCGUAUUGAAGACAGUCUUAAUGACAAUGCGCCCAAUGGUAAUGGUGUCAGGGCAGGACACGGGACCGCAGUCGCCCCUUUGGCUGUAGGCCGGACCUACGGACUCGCACCGAAAGCCGAUCCGUAUUUGAUCGAGCUCGUCGACGCUUACUAUGGCCCUGACCGGAAAGUCCGCCAAGCGGCAGGGCAGACCCCGGCGCUCAAGAAGUCGUUCGAGAAGAUCAUCGAGAUCAUCGUGAGCCGAAACCUGCAGGGCAAAGCCGUCGUGUCAUCGGCAUUCCUCAAGGCUCAGGAGUUCGCGCCGGACUGGCAGAACGUCAAGGACCUGUACGCCAGGAACAUCGCCAGACUGGAGGAGCUUGGCGUCCUCUGGGUUCAAGCCGCGGGCAACCACGGACUCUAUCCGAAUAACCCCACGAAGCCUUGGCGCGAUCUCUCGCAAUUCUUGCCCACCUCCCUCGCAAGUGACGACAACAACAUCCUCACCGUGGGCUCCACGGAUGGGCUCGGAAGGUACACCACAUGGACGUCUCCCGUCGGGAUUGGCUCUGGCCCGGCUUUCGGCCCCGGUAAAAUUAAUGUUUGGGCAAUGGGCGACGGCGUCAAGUUGAUGGGUCUGGCGGGAGCGCGCGACCGUGCGCAAUUCGGAACGAGUUUCGCGGCUCCGCAAGUGGCGGGAUUAGCUGCGUACUUCCUCGGCCUGGAGAAGGACAUGUUCAGGUGGAAUCCGAAUGGCGGCGCUGAUCAAGGAAAGACGCUCUGUCUGAGCCUGAAGCGACACAUCGAGGACUUCGCCUACCGUCGCAUUCCCAUGGACCGGCAACUCGCGCUGCCCGGUGGCGUCAGCCUGCCGUACCCGAUGCCCGACGACAUCAACGUCGCGUACAACGGCAUCUACGGGCAACAGGAUAGCUGCGGCGUCCCGGGCGUCCCGAGCAAGCGCGCCGAUCAGGGCAACCCCGACGACCCAGGCUACAUGUGUCCCGUCGCCGUGCCCGUCGGCGGUCAGGGUGGUGUCCCCGGCUCGACUUCGAUGCCGUCGACGUUUGUCACCUCGACCAUCGCGCCCACGUCGGGAACGGGAGGGGCGGAUGCCAUGUUCACUGCGACUACGACUGUUGCUUCUUGUAUCCCGAAAGCCGGCGCUACGGGCGGUCCCAAUGGGACGCAAGUUGCGCGCGGGAUUGAUUGUAUGUGA